This is a messenger RNA of Penicillium cataractarum, 1626 nucleotides long. RefSeq lists its product as uncharacterized. The record is from RefSeq and is a predicted model, not a curated record. NCBI's taxonomy places the organism in Eukaryota, Fungi, Ascomycota, Eurotiomycetes, Eurotiales, Aspergillaceae. Bases 1 to 1626 code for a protein of 541 amino acids. The transcript has a single exon.
AUGAUUUCCGAGGCUCUGCAGCCUAAGGCGCUGCUGGCCCAUCCGCAAGCUCUCGCCCUGCAAUUUCGCACACUCUUAGCCACUGAUCCAUCGAUCGAGAAUUUCAACUCUAUCAAUUCACACAUCUUAGACCAAGUCCAUACUGAGGCAGCUCAUUCUUCUGUCUUCGCAAUCUGGAUAUCAUUAAUAUGUCAGGAUUCUCCGCAUAUCACCGCCAGCGCAUUGCGAGAUCCAUCUUACGGGGUCCGUAACGCCGCCAUCAAAGUUGUGCGACGCAAGCUUUUCCGUGCAAGUCAAUGGAAAGAGGGAGGGUGGGACGUACUUGGAGGGGCGAAAGGGAUUAAAGACAUCCUUGACCAGUUGCCCAUGGUUCAAGUGCGACUCCUGGUCAAGGCCAUUUUCGGCCGUUGCGACGUCUUUUCCGACAGAGAUCUAGUAUCAGCAUGCGUCGAAGAAUUUCUGGCCUUGGUCGAUAACACAGAUGGUUGGGCUUCAAGAUCACUGGGGCCCCACGUCUCCUUCCUGUCGGCCUACUGUGGCGCCGAAAGGGUUGAACACCUACUUCGGUCCCAAUGGCGAACAUAUUCCGAAUUCCUCGACCACAUCUCCCGAUUCCACACCCCUCUUCUGCGGCAGAUAGGAGUUGGAGUGUUGCAGAUGCCGCACAUUGUGCGGCAUGGGAUUCUCAACCGGUGUCGCAAUUCAUUGCUGAAAUCAAAGGCAACAUAUGACCCGGUCUACUACCGUGAAAAUGAAUUCGAAAUGUCUCCAGGAUUAUUAUUCGGCAUGGACCUCCUCAUGAUGAUGGAGAAAGAGGCGGUACAAUACAAUCAUCAUGACCUCUGCUCUUGGGUGGAGUCAAUCCUGGACCAAGGGAUUCGUGAAAAGCAGCCAUUUGAUUCAAUCUUGUUGAUUCUAAACCAAGGAUUAGCUCUUCUCCAGGCUAGUGCAUCAGCACGACCCAAAGGUAGCUCGGGCUGGCUCUCCCAGUCUCUCUCGCAGUGUGUCAUUCAGCUUUGGUCCAUUUCACGAUUCGGACAAACGGGAAGCCUCCCGAAGGGCGUAGUAGCGACCUGCAAGAAGAGGUACCGGACAAAAGCACUAGCGGCCCACCAGGAAUCCUUGGAACAAUGUUUGAUCCACAGGGUAUUGCAAAACAACGAUGAGAGCUUCAAAGUUCAGGAAAAUUCUCAAGAAGUCCAUCAAGCCAUGUUCAACCUUCUCUCUCUGGUGUCUAGGAAGGGAAAGCUCGAGUUCCUUCAGUUGCUUUGCCGACAUUCUCCAAGCCUGGGCUUUGACCUCAAAGCCUGGCCGCCAUCUAAGGAAGAGGAAGAGUAUAUGCCAUGCUGGGAACUCCGUAUUUUGAACAUCUUGCCGCCAGACGACUCUCAGUUCCUAUUCAGACGGUCCCUUCACAUUCAUCACUGUGAUGAAUUCCUUCUAAGCUCCGGCAAUGAAGGUCCAAGCUCUAAGUUUCCAUCGUGGGAAGCUCAAUGUCUGCUAUGGGCUACCUGGGAAUCUGCCGACUCGACAGGGAAUGGCUUCGUUGUCACCCGCAAAGGUAUGCUGCAAUUUAUUCCCUCGCAAACUUUGAUUGUUUUACUAAUAACUGGCAGCACUUGGUGA